Fonsecaea nubica is the source of this 1314-nucleotide messenger RNA. RefSeq lists its product as hypothetical. The transcript is spliced from 3 exons. Lineage: Eukaryota; Fungi; Ascomycota; Eurotiomycetes; Chaetothyriales; Herpotrichiellaceae. The record is from RefSeq and is a predicted model, not a curated record. The coding region runs from base 1 to 1314 and encodes 437 amino acids.
AUGGAUCCCGCUGCGCCAAACAGCCCGUUCAAAUGGGAGGCCGCCUCUGGGCUCGUAUCCCUUGCUUUCGCUACCAUCAGACCAUGCACGCUAUCGGCACAAGCCACAACUGCUUCUCCUGCAUACAAGCCGAUGAGCUGCAUGAGAACAGGCACAGGAAGGACAUCACACAAAGGUGGUGGUGGUGACUGCGGUGACGACAACUGGCAUGUCGCAGAAGGAACUGAGCCCGAUCAGCUGACGUUUGUGCUUUGCUGUACAAUAAAGAUUGCAGAGCUUCUCGCAGAGUACAGGAUCGCAAAUGGCAGAGACACAGCCAAACCAAGAACCCUACUGGAAGACCUACCAGUGAACGUCCCUUUGAUCCAGCAAGCUAUACAGCAACUCGAUGUUGGCAAUGAUGACUUCGAAGUCGGGGAAGAAACCGACCAGGAUGACGAAGCUGAGACCGUGACCGACACCACCAGCAGCAGCACGGCUGACGAGAAUGACCAACAGCACAUGCCUCCAACAAAAUUGACCAAGGCUGAAGCUCGAGCGCUUAAAAAGGCCGCCAAAACAGCAAAGUCGCGAUCCAAGGCAGCUAAGAAUCAACAGAAACAUAUCAUCGGCGUCCGCACCGCAGACGUGUCAUUUGUUGCUGAGGUCUUGCACGGCAGCAAUGCAGGAGCACGACCAGGAACACAACCCAGAGCGACACAUCCAUUGGCGAGCGACAAGACCAUCGAAGAGGUAAUUGCAAGAAACAUGGGGUUCAUGUCGAGCAUUCAGGAACACAAGAAGACGCUGCUGUCCAGCAUUGCGCAGAGGAGAAAAAGUGAACGUGAAAGGCGCAAGAGCUCGGUCGCUGGCAUAUCCUACCACGGCGCCGGCGGAAAAAAGAGGAGAUUCAGCGAAGGCCUGCACGACUGUGGCGCUGAGGACGAUGAGAUGGAGGACUUGCUCGUUGCUGUUUUGGUGAAGCUUGGGGUUGAUGGAGGCCAUGCUCGAUCGACUGGUUGCACCGCGAACACUGCAGUUGCCACCACCAAUGGCGUCGGUGUGAGGAAGAAUGGUGUCGGAGGAGGAAUCAACAAAACCCCUGCCUCUUCUCCGCAGCAAACUUCCACUAUUGUCGCGGCUCUAAAGGCUCUGGUGAAAGAUGAUCUGGAAAGGUUUGAAAACGAGCAACGGGAGACGUGUGUCCGUGCAGGUGGGUUCUGGAGAUACGUUGGACGGCCAGUGUUUGAGCGGAUGACCAAGAUUGCACGAGAAGUGGAUUGGAAGACGGGGGUGAAGCUGAAGGACAUCAACAACAAGGAAAGGGAUGGUUGA